Molecule: messenger RNA, 3246 nt
Organism: Colletotrichum spaethianum
Lineage: Eukaryota; Fungi; Ascomycota; Sordariomycetes; Glomerellales; Glomerellaceae
Product: telomerase reverse transcriptase
Exons: 2
Coding region: 1-3246 (1081 amino acids)
Biological process (GO): chromatin remodeling
Cellular component (GO): cytoplasm
Source: RefSeq, a predicted model, not a curated record
AUGGCGACUAGUUCGGCCAACGCAAACCCAGCCCGGAAUGAGUUCUUCCAGCAGGCUCGUGUCCCUUACCCGCUUAAGCCAUGCUGCGUCUCCAUCAGUCAGCUAGCGAUCCGGCACCAGGGCGAAACGUCCGCCUUGAAACGGCUCUCCGACUUGACCGAGGAAUUGCUUACUAUCCUUAACGAUCAAGUCAACAGAGACGCCGCCGUAUUUGACGAAAAGCUUGCCGACUACGUCUUCUUUCCGCUCUCCCAUGUCUUCCGCAGUCAUGACCAGUACCCCAAGCGCCUCAUUGAAGUUGCAAUCAAGUGUCUCACCAUCGUCAUCAUCCAUGGUUGGAAGUCGAACAUAUCGCCUCAGAUCUUGCAGCAGCUCCUCAUCCUACUCACUUUCAUCGUUGGAGGAGUACCUGGGCGAGAGGAAGCCCGUGACCUGCCCGAGGAAACCGAACUCGAAUCACUGAGGGCCCUGACCGCCCUCAUCACCGUGGCUGGCACUUCGGCUAAAGCAGCAGCGGCGCUGACCGAAGAAAAGCUGAUUCCAACACUGGGACACACCAUUACCGUACUUCUGGAAUGCGUCGCGAAUGGCAGGACACCGGCAAUCCAGCUGGAAGCUCUGCGCACACUCGGCUGCUUUUACACGGGCAUCAAGGAUCAAGCCGCACUCGCCUCCUUCCUCCCGGGAAUCGUAUCUUCUUUGACGAAGCUCCUUGCAAAGCCCUCGAGAGAGAAGAGCAGAGUUCUGAUUGCUUCCGUGCAGUCAAUGAAACAGGUUCUCGUGCAAGUUCUUGGUGAUGUCAGGACUCGAAGCAUUGCUGCAAGGCCGACCACCAACGCCUCUCCCGAUGCCGACAAGGGGGAUAUAUUGAGCCCGGCAUGGCUGAACGCCACCAAGGCUCAAAUCAAGUUGGCCCUAGCCACCGUGCUAAAGCUUCGUACGCAUGAUUCGCAAGAUUUGCGCGAAGCUUUGCUGGCGCUAUGCUUGGGGCUUCUCGACGAGUGCCAUACCUCGCUGGAAAAUUGCUCUUCGGUCCUCGUAGAAACCGCCAUGAUUCUGUUACCAACCAACCAGACUUCAUCCAUCGCAGCAACAAGUCUACAGGACCUGGCAAUUAUCUAUCCCGAGCUUGGCGAAACCGUCAAAGUUACCUGCUACAACUGGAUCACGAGUUUGCCCAGAAUCAUGCAGUCUGCUGACGAAGGCAAGAAACAAACAGCCGUUCAAAAUCUGAUGAGGGGCAUGUCCCUUGUGAGCAGCCUCCAGUUGGACUCGUCACUCCUGGACGAAUCCAUAGCAGCGGCUUUACGGGACAGCGUUACUUCUUUGGUGACUGGAGUCAAGCCAGGUAAAGUGUUGGAUCAGGUAGCAACAGAUGCUUCGUGGUACAACCAAGAUAUAGUGAAGGCCGGCGAUACGUCAAGACAAUACCAGAGCGUCCUGUUGAGCCAAGAGAGUCAGUUAGGUACAAGAUCGGCGAUGCUCGAGUUGCUCGCCAACGUGGGCCCGGCUUCUCAACAAACCAAGCUCGCUGCCGAAAUGUUGGACUACGCCAGAGAUUCGACAGGGGAUAUCCAAACAUCGUCCUUCUGGUUGAGCUUCGAACUUCUCAAGACCGCAUUGGCUCGGUCCAGCGACCUAGAUGAUCUCCUGGACUUCUCCUCACUGAGCCUUGCCGGCGACAAUACCGACUCGGUCUUUCAGGAACUCUACUCGUUUGCCGUGGUGUUGCUUGACUCUCACUCAGAAAUGUCCGAGGUCGACUGGAGGCAGGAGGCUACCGCACUCGAGGUCACUUCUUUUGCAGCCUCUCGAUCCGGCGAGGCAUUCAGACCGGAACUCAUCGAUGUGCUGUACCCGAUCACGACCUUCUUGGGUUCUUCAAUUCCACAAUUGAGAGAGCAUGCCAUCACAACUUUAAACGUCCUAGCUGCUUCCUGCGGCUAUACCAGUGUCUCUGAACUGAUCAUCGAGAACGUUGACUACAUGAUCAACUCGAUCUCCUUGCGCCUCAAUACCUUCGACAUCUCUCCAGCAUCUACGAAGGUGUUGAUCAUGAUGACUCGGCUGACGGGGCCGCGUCUGCUCCCUUAUCUGGAUGAUGUCGUGGCUUCAGUGUUCGCGGCCUUGGACAACUAUCACGGCUAUCCCGUUUUUGUGGAGAGCCUCUUCGCGGUUCUCAAGGAGAUUGUAAAUCAGGGUGCUAAGUCUGAUAAACUUCUCCUCGAGGGCCGUAAGAACGGGCCUGGGAGUCAUAGAAAGGCAGAGAGUGACCCGGUGACAGUCGAUGACAUUGUUCGUUUACUGGAGAAGCGUCGCGAGAGAGAGGCUGCAGCCUCGGCUAUCGAUGCCAAUCUCGAAAAUGCCGGCGGUCAUCCCCAAAGUCCCUGGGGCGCCGGGAACAGCAAGACCGUGGAAGAUCAUGAGGACGAUGAAGGUGCAGCCGGCAAUGAAGUCGGCAAGGAGAGACCGCCGAAAACACCGACGUAUACCCUCCUGGAAAGAAUCACGGGCUUGACGCAACAUUAUCUUACAUCGCCAAGCCCCACGUUGCGGAAGUCCUUGCUCGACCUGUUGGCCACAGUUUCUCCAGCUCUCUCGGGCGACGAGGACUCGUUUCUUCCUUUGAUUAAUGCUGUAUGGCCAGUGGUCAUCAACAGGCUAUAUGACGAGGAGGCUUUUGUCACAAUUUCAGCAUCCGACGCUCUCUCCGUCCUUUGCACCACAGCCGGCGACUUUUUGGGCUCCAGGAUCAAGACAGAAUGGUGGGAUGGGCUUGGCAAGUGGUGCCGCGCAAAAAAGCUGGAGGCCGCUCGUUCUCAGGGCAGGGGAAGGGCGCCUCAGGGAAUUACCAAGUCAGGUCGGGCGACAGCACCUACGAGUCAGGGUCUCAUCAUUCCUAUUCGAUCAGGAAGCGAUCUGCUCGGUCAUCAGUCUACAGAAAUGACCAACAGCUCGACCUCCGGCGGCUUGGGAAAAUUCGCUCAAGCCGCGCAAAUAUGGGAGGCAGUGGUUCGUCUGCUAACAGCUAUCGUCUCGCAUGUUCGACUCGAGGCAGAGGUAUUCGACGAGUUCCUGGAGCUCUUGACCGAAGUAAUCAUUCAGAAUCCCGAGACACGCCAGGCGUUUGAGGCAGUCAAUGCCGAUGCAGUUUGGCUGGUCCUAUAUCAGCAAGGACAUGUCGAGCCUCUGAAGACGCCACAACUCGAGGGCUACACCUUUCCGCCGAUGACUGGAUUGAGCUGA